Chanos chanos (milkfish) is the source of this 4325-nucleotide messenger RNA. RefSeq names its product iron-responsive element binding protein 2 (gene ireb2). The transcript has 22 exons. NCBI's taxonomy places the organism in Eukaryota, Metazoa, Chordata, Actinopteri, Gonorynchiformes, Chanidae. The record is from RefSeq and is a predicted model, not a curated record. The coding region runs from base 9 to 2921 and encodes 970 amino acids.
AAGUCAUCAUGGCGCUUACUUCAGCUGCUCUAGAGCAUCCCUUCAGCAAUUUGAUUGAAAGCCUAAGUGAAAAAUAUGAAGAUCGGAAAUAUUUCAGUUUACAGAAGCUCGGUGACUCUAGAUAUGAGAAGCUUCCUCUGUGUAUCCGCGUCCUGCUGGAGGCAGCUGUUAGAAAGUGUGAUGGCUUUUAUGUGAAGAAGAAGGAUGUGGAGAACAUACUGGACUGGCAGCAGCAACAGAAUGUGGCUGAGGUCCCUUUCUCUCCUGCCCGGGUCCUACUGCAGGACUUUACGGGUAUCCCUGCCAUGGUAGAUCUGGCCGCUAUGCGAGAUGCCGUGGCGAAGAAUGGAGUGGAUCCCAGCCUUGUCAAUCCCAAGUGUCCCACAGAUCUCAUUGUGGAUCACUCCCUACAGAUCGACUUCAGCAAAUGUGCCAUACAGAAUGCUCCCAACCCUGGAGGAGGAGAGGGCCAGGGGACCCCGGUCCACUCGUCCCCUGCCAGACCAACCCUCCGUGGGGGACAGUGUGGCGAUCAGAGGGGUGCAUGUAGCAAGGGCUCAUGCAGAGACCCGCCAGCCAGUUCAGGGCGAGGACCUGCCGUCCAAAUUGAGAACACACCGCUUCUCUGUCCUUUCCACCUGCAGCCUGUGUCAGAGGUCGAGACAGCGUUCAAGAACCAGGAAAUGGAGCUCAUCAGAAACAAAGAAAGGUUACAGUUUUUCAAGUGGUGCUCAAAAGCAUUUAAAAAUGUGAAUGUGGUGCCUCCAGACGUUGGGGCAAUACAUCAGGUGAACCUGGAGUAUAUCUCAAAGGUAGUACAGGAGAGCGAAGGCUUCGUCUGCCCAGACAGCGUGGUGGGCACUGAUUCCCACACCACCAUGGUCAACGGCCUGGGGAUCUUAGGCUGGGGUGUUGGAGGCAUAGAGUCAGAGGCAGUGAUGCUGGGUCAGCCUGUGUCUUUGACACUCCCACAGGUAGUAGGCUGUAAACUAGUCGGAUCCGUCAACACUCUGGCCACGUCCAUCGAUAUAGUGCUGGGAAUAACCAAGCAUCUACGGCAGGCGGGGAUCGGAGGGAAAUUUGUGGAGUUCUUUGGACCGGGCGUCGUGCAGCUGUCUGCUCCUGACAGGACGACCAUAGCCAAUAUGUGCCCAGAGUACAAUGCCACUGUCAGCUUCUUCCCUGUGGACAAUGUCACACUUGAGCACUUUAAACAAACUAACUUUAGUGAAGAGAGACUUGAAAUCAUGGAGGCUUACCUUAAAGCUAUGAAGAUGUUUAGGAGCUAUGACCAGCAGACAGAAGAUCCCCAGUACUCUCAGGUUAUUGAGAUCAACCUUGGCUCCAUCGUGCCCCAUGUGAGUGGUCCUAAGCGGCCUCAAGACAGGGUGGCAGUCAGCUGCAUGAAAGAGGAUUUUCUCAACUGUCUGAAUGAGAAGGUUGGGUUCAAAGGGUUCCACAUCGCCAAAGAGAAGCAGAAGGUCCUAGUACCCUUUCUGCACAAAGGAACAGAGUACAAAUUAGCCCACGGCUCCGUGGUCAUUGCCGCCGUCAUCAGCUGCACCAAUAACUGCAACCCCUCUGUCAUGCUGGCGGCAGGUUUACUAGCGAAGAAAGCCGCUGAGGCGGGCCUUACCGUCAAGCCUUACAUCAGAACCAGCCUGGCCCCGGGCAGCGGCCUGGUGACCCACUACCUCAACACCAGCGGUGUAUUGCCUUAUUUAAGUCAGCUAGGGUUUGAGGUGAUAGGAUAUGGAUGUGCCACCUGUGUAGGGAACACUGCGCCUUUACCAGAAAAUGUAGUUGAUGCCAUUAAACAGGGUGAUUUAGUCGCAUGUGGGGUGCUCUCUGGAAACAGACAUUUUGAAGGGCGCCUGUGCGAUUGUGUCCGUGCCAACUACCUAGCCUCACCGCCACUGGUUGUGGCUUAUGCCAUCGCCGGUACUGUCGACAUCGACUUCGAGAAGGAGCCUCUGGGGGUUACCUCAGAGGGGAAAGAGGUGUACCUGCGGGAUGUUUGGCCUUCUAAAGAGGAAGUCCUUCAUAUAGAGGAGCACACCGUCAUUGCCUCUAUUUUCAGGGAUGUGAAGAUUAGGAUGGAGAAAGGAAGCAAGUUUUGGAACAACCUUGAAUGUCCAGAGUCAGUAAUGUUCCCAUGGGAUCCCAAAUCAACGUAUAUUCGAUGUCCUCCCUUCCUUAACAAAUUUGAUAAAGAGAUGUCCGGUCCUCAGUCCAUUGAGAAUGCCCAUGCUCUUCUCUUCCUGGGAGACAAUGUGACCACAGACCACAUAUCACCUGCUGGCAGUAUCGCGCGGGUCAGUCCAGCGGCCAAGUACCUGCAGAGCAAACGCCUCACCCCUCGUGAGUUUAACUCUUACGGUGCUCGGAGAGGAAACGACGCAGUGAUGACCCGCGGCACAUUCGCCAGCAUUAAGCUCCAGAACCGUUUCAUAGGCAAGACCGGCCCCAAGACCCUGCACAUUCCCUCUGGUCAGACAAUGGACGUUUUUGAAGCUGCAGAGCGAUAUCAGCGAGAUGGCAUUCCCCUUAUAAUCCUGGCUGGAAAGGAGUACGGCUCAGGCAGCUCUCGUGACUGGACAGCCAAAGGUCCCUACCUGCUGGGGGUGCGGGCAGUGAUAGCCCAGAGCUUUGCCAAGAUGCAUAAGAACCACCUGGUUGGCAUGGGCAUUGCCCCACUGCAGUUCCUCCCUGGAGAAAACGCCGAUUCCCUGGAGCUCAGCGGUAAAGAGAGAUUCACCAUCACAAUCCCAGAGGACCUUUCCCCUCAACAAGAGCUCACAGUCAAGACGAACACUGGAAAGACCUUCAGAGUCAGAGCGCUGUUUGAGAACCAGGUGGACGUGGCAUUCCACCAACACGGCGGCGUCAUGAAAUACGUGGCACGGAGAAUGCUUCAGUAGCCCCGCCCACCACACCAAGGUCAUUUGACUGGCGCAGCGGAACGACACUGUCUCUCUGGUUCAAAAGAGAAAAAGAGAAGUAGAAGUGCAGGGUGGCUUGACACAGCGUGCAAAGGCUUCAGGAGUGAUCGGUCUUUGUUUGCUUCAGUGCUGAGACUGGACCAAUUUUGCCGCAGCCCCUGUAAGCAGGCCCCGCCCUCUCAGCAAGCGUGCGCUUGUAGUGCUGACAUCAUCCAUCCCAGUGCAUCGGUCCCCACGGACUCAUCUGUCCUUGCACUUACAAAUAUGUCCAUUUACCUCUGUUUGGGAUGUCUGCUAAUAUCUGCUCUGCAGUACAUUGUUGAACUUUUUUUUUUUCUUUUGAGAUUUACUGUCAAGUGUCAUAAUUAAUGGUGCUGAAGUUAAAGAGAAACUCAACGUAAUGCCCUCAUGAGUGGUGCUUCUUGAAGUGAUUCAUUCACAAAGUCAUUAUCGCGCUGCAGUUCACGAGCAAGCGUACUUACCUUCAUAAUGGCAAAAAAAUUGCUAAAAUUUCAUAUGUACCAAAUAAUAAUUUAAAAGAAGAAGCUGAUGUGUGAAAUGUCUCACUAAAAUGUUUAUCUUUCAGUCAUUUCUUCCUUUUCCUCUUGUUCUAUUAUGAUUCAUAGUUAGUUUUGCCAUGCAAAUUUUUUACCUCACCUACUGCUGGCUACAUUAAAAGGCACUGUUUUUUUUCUGAUUCAGUGUAUGUCUCUUCUGAAAUGAUGGAUGGAUUGAACCUAUGGUUCUUUGGGUAAUGCUAUAUUGUAAUAAAUACAAUACACAUGAAUGAGUAUUUCUUUAGUGUUUUGUCUUAGGCUGUCCACGGAGGCUGUCACUUUUGUUCUAAAGAAUAAAAUUGUCGUCCACAGUGAACCUUAUUAUUACAGUGGUGUUUCCUUGCAAACAUUUUUAAUGUCACUCCUGUCCAUUGCCAAAGCAAUUUUCCACAAGGAAUCUGAUAUGACCUUGAUUCACCUUUAGUAGUCCAACUGCAUCGUGGGUAUUUGUUGCCUUGAUAUACGCUGCUUUUCUCCACAUUGUUUCAUAUUGGUGUUGAACCAUUUUGACAAGAAAGGACAAUCAAAUCUGUAUUUCAGUUGUACAUCUCAUCAUCCUAUUGUAAAAUCAAGUUGUUGUUUUUUUCAAGAAGCAUGCACUUUCAACAACAUGGUGAAUUUCGGUCUACAACACGACUGUGAUGUUAUUGAUUCCUUUUAGUCAUGUUUAGCAGAUGUAUGAUUUUUGGUGGCAACUGAAACAGCAUGUGACUGCAGCAGUCACAGAGAAGCACUGGCAAAGGGGAAGUGGAGGAAAGAGGCUGACAGAUCAUUCUGUUCCGACUUUAUCCUGUUAUUCUUUUAAUAAAGGAUUACAUAUUUACAA